Messenger RNA from Fundulus heteroclitus (mummichog), 4684 nucleotides. RefSeq names its product extracellular calcium-sensing receptor-like. Gene Ontology annotation, molecular function: G protein-coupled receptor activity. The record is from RefSeq and is a predicted model, not a curated record. Lineage: Eukaryota; Metazoa; Chordata; Actinopteri; Cyprinodontiformes; Fundulidae. Gene Ontology annotation, cellular component: membrane. Gene Ontology annotation, biological process: G protein-coupled receptor signaling pathway.
AGAAGAAGAGAAAAACAGUCUAUAUGAAGAUGGUGAUGUAGUUAUUGGGGGCCUAUUCCCUCUACAUUACAGCCCUGUGCCCUCUGUUCUCACAUAUGCAGUAAAACCAGCACCUAAUGCUUAUAAUUAUUUCAGUGCUCGUGCCUUACGCUGGAUGCAGACAAUGACUUUUGCGAUAAAAGAGAUCAAUCAACGCACUGAUCUCCUACCACAACUAAAACUUGGUUUCCACAUCCGUGACAGCUGUGAUGAUAUACCUGUUUCUUUGAGAGCAUCCUUUCUAUUGGUGAAUGGACAGCCGGAGAGAGGUCUCACAACUGAGAGUGUGAAGAGAAAUACGAAUAGAGAUGAAGCCACAGAUUUAGGAUGUGCUGCUGUAAAUAGAACUGUGUCCUCAGUAAUCAUAGGCGAUGCUGGUUCUGGUGUUUCUAUGGCUUUGCUACGAAGUCUGGGUCCUUUCCGAAUUCCACUGGUGAGCUAUUUUGCUUCCUGCAACUGCCUGAGUAAUCAAAGGGAAUUUCCCACCUUCAUGAGAACAAUGCCUAGUGAUGCCUUCCAGAUAAAAGCCCUAGCCCAGCUGGUUCGUUAUUUUGGCUGGACUUGGGUGGGAGUCAUUGGUGUGGAAUCCGAUUAUGCCCACUUUGCCGUCCAGCUUUUCCUUCAGGAAUCCGUGCACUAUGGUGUGUGUGCUGCCUACACACAUUUCUACCCUGUAGGCCUAAGUCACAUGGAUCUUGAAAGGCUUCUGAAUGUUAUACAGAUGACAUCUUCAAAAGUCAUCAUAAAUUUUUCUGGUGAGGCAGAGAUGCAGGGCAUUCUAAGAGAGAUGCAACGUCGAAAUUUAACUGGCUUUCAAUGGAUUGCCAGCGAGGCCUGGUCUACUGCCAAGUCACUUUGGGAAAAAUCUGCCAAUCUUCUACAGGGAACCCUAGGAUUUGCCAUACAGAGAGCUUCUGUAAUACCAGGGCUGUAUGACCAUCUUGUGGACCUCACACCAUCAGCAAUUUAUAAAUUAUCUUUCUUGGCAGAAUUUUGGGAGGAAACAUUUAAUUGUCGACUAAAUGGGUCUGUAAACACCCACUAUCAUGUGUUGGGAAGUUAUCAAGGCAGAGAACCAUGUAAAGGGACUGAAAUUUUAAAUAACGUUUACUCUCCUUAUUCUGAUGUGACACAGCUACGAGUUUCCUAUAAUGUGUUCAAAGCUGUAUACCUUGUAGCAUAUGCCUUACAAGAUAUGAGUAAUUGCAAAAAUGGAGAGGGGCCAUUCCUGAAAAAAACUUGUGCAGAUCCCAAGAAUUUUAGCCCCUGGCAGCUUCUCCACUACAUGAAGCUGGCAAAUUUUUCUGCACUAGGAGAGAAAGUCAACUUUGAUCAGAAUGGGGACCCAAUUGCUUACUAUGACCUCAUGAACUGGCAGAGGGGGCCUGACGGAUCUUUAAAUUUGGUUAAAGUGGGUUUCUAUGAUGCCUCACUUUCUGCUGGAGGCAGCUUGGUCAUAAAUGACUCAAUGAUUAUGUGGCCAGUUGGAAAGCAGGCUUUCCAGUCUGUGUGCAGCAACAGUUGUCCUCCAGGUUUUCGUGUUGCCAGGAGAAAGGGGGAGCCUAUCUGCUGUUAUGACUGUGUCCCCUGUGCUGAAGGAGAGUUUAGUAAUACAACUGAUUCUUUAGAUUGCUCACUUUGCUCUGAAGACACAUGGCCCAAUAAAGCCAGAGAUCUCUGCAUCCCUAAAACAAUGGAGUAUCUUUCUUUCUACGAGUUCAUGGGUGUUCUGCUCUGUGCUGCCUCCAUUUUAGGAGCUUGUAUUUCCCUUGUAAUAAUUGCCAUAUUCUACAUAUAUAAAGAAACAGCUCUGGUUCGAGCAAACAACAUGGAAUUGAGCUUCCUGCUUUUGGUAUUUCUCACCAUCUGUUUCCUUGUUGGUCUACUGUUCCUUGGUAAGCCUUCUGACUGGCUCUGUCGGAUCAGAUAUCCAGCAUUUGGGAUCAGUUUUGCACUCUGCCUUUCAUGCCUCCUGGCCAAAACAGGUGUGGUCCUAAUGGCUUUUAGGUCCAGAUUACCAGGAAGUAAUGCUAUGAAAUGGUUUGGAAUCAAACAGCAAAGAGCCAGUGUGCUUUUGGGAACUAGCAUACAGGUUCUGGUCUGUGUUAUUUGGCUACUUACAAGUCCACCUCAUGCCAAUUACAAUACAGAUUACCACAGCUCUACAAUCAUCAUUGAAUGUGCGACAGGUUCAGACAUUGGCUUUUGGCUCGUUCUUGGAUACAUCGGAAUCCUGGCUUGCAUGUGCCUCGUGAUGGCCUUGGCACGAAAGCUGCCUGAUAAUUUCAACGAGGCCAAGUUUAUCACCUUCAGCAUACUAAUUUUCUUUGCUGUUUGGGUUACUUUUAUCCCAGUUUAUAUGAGCGCUGUUGGAAAGUACACUGUAGCUGUGCAUGUUUUUGCUAUUUUAGCCUCAGCUCUAGGACUUCUGUUUUGCAUUUUUGCCCCGAAAUGCUAUGUAAUAUUGCUGAAACCUGAAAAGAACAGUAAAAAACAAAUAAUGCAAAGUUCUGGUGUUUCUAUGGCUUUGCUACGAAGUCUGGGUCCUUUCCGAAUUCCACUGGUGAGCUAUUUUGCUUCCUGCAACUGCCUGAGUAAUCAAAGGGAAUUUCCCACCUUCAUGAGAACAAUGCCUAGUGAUGCCUUCCAGAUAAAAGCCCUAGCCCAGCUGGUUCGUUAUUUUGGCUGGACUUGGGUGGGAGUCAUUGGUGUGGAAUCCGAUUAUGCCCACUUUGCCGUCCAGCUUUUCCUUCAGGAAUCCGUGCACUAUGGUGUGUGUGCUGCCUACACACAUUUCUACCCUGUAGGCCUAAGUCACAUGGAUCUUGAAAGGCUUCUGAAUGUUAUACAGAUGACAUCUUCAAAAGUCAUCAUAAAUUUUUCUGGUGAGGCAGAGAUGCAGGGCAUUCUAAGAGAGAUGCAACGUCGAAAUUUAACUGGCUUUCAAUGGAUUGCCAGCGAGGCCUGGUCUACUGCCAAGUCACUUUGGGAAAAAUCUGCCAAUCUUCUACAGGGAACCCUAGGAUUUGCCAUACAGAGAGCUUCUGUAAUACCAGGGCUGCAUGACCAUCUUGUGGACCUCACACCAUCAGCAAUUUAUAAAUUAUCUUUCUUGGCAGAAUUUUGGGAGGAAACAUUUAAUUGUCGACUAAAUGUGUCUGUAAACACCCACUAUCAUGUGUUGGGAAGUUAUCAAGGCAGAGAACCAUGUAAAGGGACUGAAAUUGUAAAUAACGUUUACUCUCCUUAUUCUGAUGUGACACAGCUACGAGUUUCCUAUAAUGUGUUCAAAGCUGUAUACCUUGUAGCAUAUGCCUUACAAGAUAUGAGUAAUUGCAAAAAUGGAGAGGGGCCAUUCCUGAAAAAAACUUGUGCAGAUCCCAAGAAUUUUAGCCCCUGGCAGCUUCUCCACUACAUGAAGCUGGCAAAUUUUUCUGCACUAGGAGAGAAAGUCAACUUUGAUCAGAAUGGGGACCCAAUUGCUUACUAUGACCUCAUGAACUGGCAGAGGGGGCCUGACGGAUCUUUAAAUUUGGUUAAAGUGGGUUUCUAUGAUGCCUCACUUUCUGCUGGAGGCAGCUUGGUCAUAAAUGACUCAAUGAUUAUGUGGCCAGUUGGAAAGCAGGCUUUCCAGUCUGUGUGCAGCAACAGUUGUCCUCCAGGUUUUCGUGUUGCCAGGAGAAAGGGGGAGCCUAUCUGCUGUUAUGACUGUGUCCCCUGUGCUGAAGGAGAGUUUAGUAAUACAACUGAUUCUUUAGAUUGCUCACUUUGCUCUGAAGACACAUGGCCCAAUAAAGCCAGAGAUCUCUGCAUCCCUAAAACAAUGGAGUAUCUUUCUUUCUACGAGUUCAUGGGUGUUCUGCUCUGUGCUGCCUCCAUUUUAGGAGCUUGUAUUUCCCUUGUAAUAAUUGCCAUAUUCUACAUAUAUAAAGAAACAGCUCUGGUUCGAGCAAACAACAUGGAAUUGAGCUUCCUGCUUUUGGUAUUUCUUACCAUCUGUUUCCUUGUUGGUCUACUGUUCCUUGGUAAGCCUUCUGACUGGCUCUGUCGGAUCAGAUAUCCAGCAUUUGGGAUCAGUUUUGCACUCUGCCUUUCAUGCCUCCUGGCCAAGACAGGUGUGGUCCUAAUAGCUUUUAGGUCCAGAUUACCAGGAAGUAAUGCUAUGAAAUGGUUUGGAAUCAAACAGCAAAGAGCCAGUGUGCUUUUGGGAACUAGCAUACAGGUUCUGGUCUGUGUUAUUUGGCUACUUACAAGUCCACCUCAUGCCAAUUACAAUACAGAUUACCACAGCUCUACAAUCAUCAUUGAAUGUGCGACAGGUUCAGACAUUGGCUUUUGGCUCGUUCUUGGAUACAUCGGAAUCCUGGCUUGCAUGUGCCUCGUGAUGGCCUUUUUGGCACGAAAGCUGCCUGAUAAUUUCAACGAGGCCAAGUUUAUCACCUUCAGCAUACUAAUUUUCUUUGCUGUUUGGGUUACUUUUAUCCCAGUUUAUAUGAGCGCUGUUGGAAAGUACACUGUAGCUGUGCAUGUUUUUGCUAUUUUAGCCUCAGCUCUAGGACUUCUGUUUUGCAUUUUUGCCCCGAAAUGCUAUGUAAUAUUGCUGAAACCUGAAAAGAACAGUAAAAAACAAAUAAUGCAAAGGUAA